AUGAUCCCGGAUAGGAGUACUAGCACAAAAAAGUAUGUUUUCCACACUGUCUCUUCCUCUCCCUCUCUCUCUUUCUCUCUCUCUCUUUCUUUUUCUCCUUUUCUUUAUCAUUUCUCUUUUCCUUCUUCCCCCUUCCUCCUCCUCCUCCUCCUAGUACCAGUACAAGAUCUCUUUUUUCUCUCUGUAUUUCUUACUAAAAACGUUUUCUUUCUUUUCCUUCUUUUCCACUUUUUGGUCCUUCUUUUCUUUUCUUUUCUAUCUGUUCAUAUCUAUCUAUCUAUCUAUCUAUCUAUCUAUCUAUCUAUCUAUCUAUCUAUCUAUCUAGUUUCUUUUCUUUUCUAUCUGUUCAUAUCUAUCUAUCUAUCUUCACUGAGCCGGGGUAAAGUCAAUUUCCCAUGCCUAAUUUCCUUCUAUGAGGAUUUCACAUUGUUUAACAAUCAACCUGCCCUUAUAAUGUUGAUCUAUCUUGCCACUGAGCCGGUGUAA
Molecule: messenger RNA, 486 nt
Organism: Acanthosepion pharaonis
Lineage: Eukaryota; Metazoa; Mollusca; Cephalopoda; Sepiida; Sepiidae
Source: the annotation of a GenBank genome assembly